CUAUAUUUCCAUAUGAGUGCUUAAAAUGUUUGGCUUGUGAGGAUGGCUGCUCUAAAAAUAGCUUUGGAGAAGACAGUCGGGUCCAAUUUCUGGUUCUAGCUGAGUUAGCUUUACAAAACUUUUUUGCCACUGUUGCAAGGCUAGAGUGAGGAUAAAUCAAUCCUAAAACCAGCUUGGACAUUCAUUUUGGACUCGGAUACUUAUUUUGUCCAUGGAUAAAAGAUACUAAUGUCAUGGCUGAAGAUACAGAAACAAAACACGGGGGAAGUAAGAAUGGAAAGAAAGAAGGCCUGUCCGGAAGCUCAUUUUUCACCUGGUUUAUGGUAAUUGCUUUGCUUGGAGUAUGGACAUCAGUAGCAGUUGUUUGGUUCGAACUUAUAGACUAUGAAGAAGUUCUAGCCAAAGCAAAGGACUUCCGUUAUAACUUAUCAGAGGUACUUCAAGGCAAGCUUGGGAUAUAUGAUGCAGAUGGAGAUGGAGAUUUUGAUGUGGAAGAUGCAAAAGUUUUGUUAGGCCUGACCAAAGAUGGCAGUAAUGAAAAUAUUGAUUCCCUUGAGGAAGUCCUUAAUAUUUUAGCAGAGGAAAGUUCUGAUUGGUUUUAUGGCUUCCUCUCAUUUCUCUAUGAUGUAUUGACUCCUUUUGAAAUACUAGAAGAAGAAGAGAGCGAAGCUGCAGAUGAUGUUGAUGGAAAGGAGCCAGGAGGGGUAGUCGAGAGAAAAGCUAAGGACAAAGGACUUAAAGAAAGAUAUGUCCCAGCACAGCGCACACCAGCAGAAACUGAGGAGUCCAUUCAACCUUCAGAGCAGUCAUUCAUUAAAUCAGAACAUGAGAUUGGUGAACCUAAAGUGGAAGAGGAAAUCCAGUCAGUCCUCCAGGAAGAACACCAUUCCCAGUUUGACUAUCAAGUGGAUGAACCUGAUGAAAAUCAGGCGGACGAACCUGAAGUACAAGAGCCUGAAACAGUUGAGAUUCCUGUUUCAUAUAAACAUGACCUGGUUCUGGAAAAGGCAACAAAUGAGCCUGAAGUUUCAGAUGACAUUGAAUCAUUUAUAGAAGAGAAUAUUGAAUAUCCCCCAGAAGACAUGAUACAGGAAGACUACAAUGAAGAACAUGAACCAAAACAUGAAGAAGAGACUGAGAUACAGGAUCCAGGUACAGAUGAUAUUGAUACAACAGUGUAUGCAGAAUCAGAGACUGCAGAAAAAGAAUACAUUACAGGAAUGGCUGAUGUGGAAGAUGAAAGGGCCCUUCCGGAGCCAGUAAAUGAAGCUACAGAGCCAGGUGAAAUUCCUGAAGAUGUGGAAAUAAAUGAAAAGCCAUUAGAAGUAAAGCAUACAGAAGACCAAGUGGUUGCUGAACCUCAUGAAACAGAAAUUCCUGUUCAAGCAGAAGAUUUCCUACGUGAUGAUCUAGUAGAUACAUAAAGCUUCAAAAAGACUCUUCCUACAUCAGGAGGACCAGCCCUAAUCAAUACGCUACACAAGGGGAGCAGAUGGUUGUACUAGAUCUCAUGAUGAAAUUAUUGAGCAGUUCAGGAUUUUGGGGGAUGAACACUAAGAUAUUGUAAAUGGAUUGUAGCCAAUGGUCAUUUUAGUACACUUUUUAACACUUAGAUGUUUUGAAUUUACAUUCUUGUCAAGUGUAGUACAUUCAUUGGUUUUAUUUCUCUUUCUUCCCUGUUUGUGACAGAACUAUGCAUUUGACCUACAUUUUACAUGUCCUUUCCAAGCAAUUUGUUAAGGUAUUUGUUAUGUAGAUACAAUUGUUUUUUUCAGAUUAUAAUAAUAUAUAUCUUUAUGUUGUGGGUAUAUAAAGUUUGGGAGCAAUUUGGGCAAACAAAAUAUAGAAAUAUGACCAUGAACUUUAAACUUUUUGUUACUGUUAAUGUAACGUGAACUUUUGUUGCAUUUUAGAAACACUAAUCGGAGGCAUUGAGCUAUGACGUUUGAGUUGCAUCUGUCUGCACUGAUACUAUGUCAAACAGUUACACUACAUGAGUUUCAAAUCACUUAAAAUAAUUUUACAGUUUAUAAAACAUUUAAUUUAAUUCUUAGCUAUAUUCAGACAGGUUACUAAAUUACUUUUCUACAAGUCUUUUAUGUGCAAAUUAGUGUUGCUUAUUUUAUGCACAUUUGGUUUUUAAAACAAGGAAAACUGAAGACUUCAUAACAACCUGUCGGGAAGACUCAGUGUCAACAGGCACAUAGCUAUGUAAUUGGAAUCAGUUUUGGGCUUACUAAGGCACACUUUUAUUUUCCCCAAAGGACUGAUCUUAUCAUACUUGGAAUUAGUAUAUUGAAUUAGAAUUCACACAGUAAACUGUUGGAAACAGCAAUUCUACGUAAAUACGUGCUUCAUAAAUGAAGCCAGAAUAAGAUUAAAUGCAUCUAAAAAUACACGUUAAAAUGUAAAAAUAUUGCAACUCUAAGAAUAUUUUAAAAUAGUCAAAUUAUUUUAAUUUAGUUUUUUUAAUUACUUUGAUUUUUAAUAUAGCAGGUAUUUUGUCUACCUGUUGCAUGCUGCUGAUACAAUUAUAGAGACAUCUUCUUACUCUUAGGCUUUUUUGUGUUCCUUUUUGGCUCAGGAAUAGUUGCUGUGAUUUAAAAAAAAACCUGCAAAGUCUGAUAAAGGAGCUAGAAAAAAGAAAAUAUACUUUCUUUUAAAGAGAGGCAUCAAAGUAACCCUAACAGUGGUUGCAUCUUAGUUGACAGGGACAUUUUUUAAAAUACCUUUAAUACUGUUUUGAGACUAGGAUUUUACUUGCAUACACUUACAAUGAAAGGGACAUAUUAGGUGCUUGUUUCUUGUUUGGAAUUCCAGCUCACAAGGCUGAGAAUUCCAUGUGCAGAACAAGGGUAACAUAUGCCCCAAAGUGGUUUCUUUACACUUUACAGGAGAGCAAUAAUCCUCUUAAACUGUGAUGUAGGUUGAGGCAGAAUAUGGUAUGUUUUUUUGGUGUAAAAUUACUUCUGAUUGUGAAUUGCAGAGCAAUACUUUUUUACAAAGCCAUAUUUUAUAGGGAAGCUUGGGAGAAAAAAUUAAAACUGGUGAAAGGAGGAUAUAAACUUCACUGCGUUUUUGUACGAAGUGGCAGUCUAUUUAUAGAAUUAUGGGACUGUGAGGUUGCGUUAUGCUGUGAUCAAAUUUUAAACUCUUUGUAAUUAAGUAUGUGAUUUUAUGAGCUUCAUGUUUACAAAAUUGUGCCAAGCUGGGCAAAGACAAGGGGAUUUAAAAAUAAUGUAUAUUUAAUCCGUUUUAAUGUUUGGCUGCAAUAAAAAACAGA
Molecule: messenger RNA, 3283 nt
Organism: Alligator sinensis (Chinese alligator)
Lineage: Eukaryota; Metazoa; Chordata; Crocodylia; Alligatoridae
Product: aspartyl/asparaginyl beta-hydroxylase-like
Exons: 20
Coding region: 234-1424 (396 amino acids)
Biological process (GO): peptidyl-aspartic acid hydroxylation
Cellular component (GO): endoplasmic reticulum; membrane
Molecular function (GO): peptidyl-aspartic acid 3-dioxygenase activity
Source: RefSeq, a predicted model, not a curated record